Molecule: messenger RNA, 882 nt
Organism: Lactuca saligna
Lineage: Eukaryota; Viridiplantae; Streptophyta; Magnoliopsida; Asterales; Asteraceae
Source: the annotation of a GenBank genome assembly
AUGCGAGUUGUCAGCAUAGGCAUAGGGUUAUGCAGAGUAAAUAGCGGCGACAUCGGCAUCAUUAACAGCGGUGUUGCGGAUCUUGUACUAAAAUCAAGUUGGUGUUGCUCCAACAAUUGCAAUGUUCGAAAGAGUGGUGAUAGUGGUUUGGUUAAGAUGCUUGUCAUUGUCUCCCCCAGGACCUCUUCCGAUGAUCAUUCCAGUCGUAAGCGUCUAAAAUAUGUUUAUGUGAAGUACCAUCUUAUUAAUGGGGAUGGUGCCACUCUUCCUACUCCAAAUGCAUUUAUCGAUCGCCCUCCAUUAUGUAACGUUGGUUUCUAUCUUUACUACUUCGUAGCCAGUCUUCGUGUGCCUCCUUCGAUCUUUGGCUCAAUUAUUGAAGCGUACAAGAGUCAUACUUGCCAACUAAAACCUAAUUCGAUUUCAAAGCUCCCAAUUAUCAAUGAUAGCUUUACUUAUAGUGUUAGAAAUGGUAGUAACACCCAAAAUGAUGAAGAGGAGGAUUCAGAGUCCAUGAUUAAGGUUCAUGACUCUUAUGAUGAUACAAACGAUAUUCAUACUUCCCUUGUUUCUACUAAUCUUGUGAUUUUUUCUGAUGAUGAAGCUGAUGAUGGGAGUGGUGAACAACCUUUAGUACGUCGUAAAAGAGGUACAGACUCUACUGCUUUGGAUGCUCUAGUGGUUGUUAUGGGUGGUGGUGAAGGUAGUAAUGGUAGGGUUCUCAAGAGAUACAAUUCCCUGGAUCUUGGUGCUUUCCAUGAUUUUGCUAAUCACCUUGGUGUAGGUCGUCCUUCUUCAUACGUGACUGAAUUGAAUAUUAAUAACACUCCUCAUGGUAUGAAUUCGACCCCUACAUCAUUAGAAAGGAAUAACAUAUUAUAG